AUGUACUGGGCUUUAUACAAAACGUCCGAUGCAUUGAAUUUAAACAUAUAUUCUCAAACUCCUAUCUUCUGUGGACUUAUAUUAACUGCUGGACAAUUCAUGAUUUGUUUAGUAGUUCAUUCUCUAGUAGCCAUUGUUAUUAGUCGAUGUUUUACAAUAUGUUUUCCUAUGAAACGAUUCUUUAAAAGUAAAACUUGGACGUAUUUAUCGAUAAUUGCACAAUGGAUAUUUGGUUCACUUAUGUCAAUACCAAUUUUACUUGAUUGUUUAAAGGGAUGUUCUGAUGGCAUACCAUUGUACAGUUGGAUUUUCUUUUAUUAUUUACUAGUUAUAGUCAUAAUUCCUGUGAUUUUUUUUAUCAUUUUUAAUGGAAUAAUUAUUGUUUCUGCUCGAUUAUCCAGUCGACGUGUUCAUGCGACUACAAUAGCUACCGCGCCUAGAACGAAUACAACUCAUCAACAACAUCAUCGAGAUAUAAAAUUACUCAAACAUAUACUUUUCUUAUUUUUUGUAUUUAUAUUUGGAUGGGCGCCAACUUAUAUCGCUACAUUUCUUCAAGAUCCCUUUAUACCAUGGUGGGUGUAUGAUGUACUACAAAUUCCACCUACAUUUACUGUUAUUAUUCAAACUGUGGAUUUAUUUAUUUAUAAUCGUGAAGUUCGUCAAUAUUGGAAGGAACGAAUUAAUCGUUGUUUUAGAUGA
This is a messenger RNA of Adineta steineri, 702 nucleotides long. Lineage: Eukaryota; Metazoa; Rotifera; Eurotatoria; Adinetida; Adinetidae. The record is from the annotation of a GenBank genome assembly.